UGGGAGGGAGUAUAUAUUUUUUCAAUUUUUCAACAAAAUCUCGUUGCUCAGCCAGGUAGGACGUACGGAGCUGGUCAUCUCUUCUUUGCCCGCUAGGCGCUAUCCAUUUUUGUUGGCGAGUUGAAGAAGCUGAAAUCUCCGAUCCAUUUCCAUGGUUGAAGAAACAAAAGUAUGUGGUCUGUGGGAACUUCAAAGGGAUUGUUAGAAGUUGCCAAAUUCGCAGUAUACGUAUCCGUACCGGUUGAUCUCAUGUACUUCUCCGCCAUCCAUCCAUCUCUCUAUGUGUGCUGUAGCUGUUGUUUGAUAUAGUAACUUAAAGAUGUGGUUGGAUGCUGGAAGCUGUUUGGAGUACAAACAAUUAUGCCCAAGGAAUCACAUCUCUCCACCAGGAAGUAUACAAAAGUUCUCGUGUUUACAAUUCAAAAGGUGGCUAGAGGACGACUCCAUAGUUGGAGUAUUUUCUUCUGGGGGAGUCGUACUGUUUUGGCGAGGCUUAGCUAACUCAGGUGUCCUUUUUUGUUGAACUUGUACCGGACGAUGUUUGGAGGGAACACUGCAAACUUGUCUUUUUCAAAAGUUGGUGAAAUUGCUCUAAAACUUGUACCCAAACCACCUCAGGGACCCGAAUCAAAGUUCAUAUCAUUAUUGCAAUUAUGUAAUACUCCAAGGAACCUUGAACAAAUUCAAACUCAGAUCACAGUGCGCGGUCUUGAUCAAGAUGAGUACACAAUGCCUCUUUUCCUGCUGAAAUGUUUUGAAUUAAAUCAAUUUUGUUGCGCUCGCCAGCUGUUUGAUCAAACUACCUACCCAAGCUCUUACCUCUGGAAUACUAUGUUCAAAGGGUACCUCCUUAAGAACCAGCACAGAGAGGUGCUGGUGCUUUUUCGCCUUAUGAGGAAUGCAGAUGAGAAGCCGAGCUGCUAUACAUUCUCCAUUAUUUUGAAGUCUUGUGGGAGAUUAUUUGCUCUGAGAGAAGGCGAGGAAGUGCAUUGUGUUGCAUUCAAGACUGGACUCAGGUCUAAUACAUUUGUGGGCACUACUCUGAUCGAUUUGUAUUCAAGAACAAUGCAAAUCAAGUGUGCUCAUACAGUGUUUAGUGAGAUGGUUUUGAGAAAUGUAGUAACAUACACUUCUAUGAUCAACGGCUUCAUUGAGAACGGUGAUUUGACUACUGCUAGGAGGCUAUUUGACUCGGCACCGGAGCGAGAUGUUGUCUUGUGGAAUACCAUGAUUGUAGCCUAUAUUGAGUGCAGGGACAUGACAGAAGCUAGGAAACUUUUCACUGUGAUGCCAAUGAAGGAUUUGAUGUCAUGGAAUACCCUGUUGAAUGGCUAUGCGAAAUCUGGGAAUGUUGAGGAGUGUGAGAAGCUGUUCAAAGUAAUGAAGGAGAGAAACAUUUUUUCUUGGAAUGGUUUGAUAAGAGGAUACGCCCAUAAUGGACAUUUCGUUGAAGUUCUUCGUGCUUUUAAUAGGAUGUUAACCGUUUCUGAAGCUCAACCUAAUGAUGCCACUCUUGUUAAUGUGUUGUCUGCUUGUGCUAGACUAGGAGCUCUUGAUAUGGGCAAGCGGGUGCACACUUAUGCGAUGAGCAUUGGUUAUAAAGAUAAUAUAUAUGUUGGGAAUGGUUUGGUUGAUAUGUAUGCAAAGUGCGGGGUGAUUGAAAAUGCAACUGAUGUUUUUAUCAGAAUGGAAGUUAAAGAUUUGAUAUCUUGGAACACAAUAAUUAAUGGUGUGGCGGUCCAUGGUCAGGCAGUUGCUGCCUUGAUGUUAUUUGAUCAGAUGAGGGAUGCUUGUGUAAGACCUGAUGGAAUAACUUUCAUUGGUGUAUUAUGCGCUUGCUCCCACAUGGGUCUAGUCUCAAAAGGAUUUGACUAUUUUCAAUUGAUGCUCAACAAGCAUUCUAUUGUGCCUCAAAUUGAACACUAUGGCUGUAUGGUUGAUCUUCUGGCUCGUGCUGGCCAUUUUGAGCAAGCUGUGGAAUUUGUGCAUAAGAUGCCUAUGCCAGCUGAUAGCGUUAUAUGGACCACAUUACUUGGGGCUUGUAGGAUUUACAAGAAAGUCGAUUUUGCUGUAUUGGCUCUUCAAAAACUGACUGAGCUUGACCCAAAUAACCCUGCAAACCAUGUAACUCUUGCUAAUAUUUACGGUGAUGCUCAUAGAUGGAAAGAUGUGGCAAAGCAGAAGGUUGCGAUGAGGGAUACUGGUUUUAAGAAACUGCCAGGGCAUAGUUCUAUUGAAGUUGACGACCAUGUAGCUGAGUUUUAUUGCUUUGAUGAGAGGCAUGCCAAGACACAUGCUAUAUAUGGAGCUUUGAAAGGAUUGAUGAAAACAUCAAUAUCUUGUGAUACUUCAUGGAAUUUGAUAAAUGAACCCUGAUCAAGUUGAACAUGCCCGUUAUAGGAAAAACCCAUGUUUGGUUUAAACCACAUUCUUCUUCUUUCAAGUUUGCACCCCAUAAUUGGAGAAGUAUUUGACUUUGUACCCCACUAAGGUGGUGUCCCCGGAAUUGACACUGGUGGCAGUUUUGAUAAUAGGCAGUGCGGGGGCCAGAGUGGUGGCGGCUCAGGUUGGGCGGCAGUGAUGGCGGAGGAUGGUGGCGGCGUUGGUUGGGCGGAAAUGGAUGGAGACGCCGGUGUGGGCAGCGGCAGGUCAUUCCGGUGAGGGCAGCAUCGACAGUUUUGGUACAAGGUGGCGAUGGCACCGGUAGCGCAGCUAGGGUUUUACUUUUAUUUUUUAUUGUACAUAUUUUAGAAUUUCAUUAAGGGUAAUCUUGUCAAGUCAAUACAUUUUUAAUCCUAUGAAACAUGAAAGUCCUAUUUGUGCAUUUGUUCAUUGUUUUAGUCCUAUUUAGGGAAUUAAUUCUAAAAACAGUAGAAAAUUAGUGAAAGAGCUGUGGUUUUAUGAGAGAUCAUUCAUACUCCAAUUCUUGUAAAUUCUUAUUUAGGACUUUUCUCUGACCAAGAACAAAUGUCAUUCCUUAUCUGUCUCAACUAUCAACCGAUCCUCUCUGGUUGAUGGAAAAAUUGAAUAGAUGAGAACUUUCCCAAAGUAGCGGCUUUCAUAAAUACCUUUUCGGUACAGUGGGAAAAUCCGAGGUCCCUAUAGAAAAGGAAUCACAAAACAACUACUUAAUGAAUCACUUCGAAUUUACUGUAAUCUCUAAAGAGAAAUUGUUGCUAUUGAAUCAGUGUUUCUAUUGUAAGCAUUUCCGUAGCUGUGGAGCUUCCCAGUUUGGUUUUUAAGGUUCUUGAGUAGAACGACUAUGACAAUCGGGCUGAAACAGGUCAGAUUAAAAGUGGGUUCUUGGCUCCGCAAGAAGAUUUUCAACCCUCUUCUCUAAAUCCUCAGUAGGUGUUACUAUAUUUCUGUGUGGAUUGGCUAUUGCAUUGCUUGGAUCUUUGUGUCUUGCCCCAACAGUAAUGGUUGCUAACUUUAUUGCCACCCCAAUUGAAUCGAGGCUAAUCUCUGUCAAUGCAUGCAUCAUUGGGGUACAACUAUGCAGUUUGAUAAUCCCAUUCCUGCGAUUUGGAGAAUCAAUUACUGGUGGCUCUCAUUUCUUGUUGAUAUCGGAUGCAAUAAUGAAGGGUUUCACUGGUGAAGCUUCACAUGAACUCUUGCCGACUAUUUUACGUGCGCUAUUGGGAUGGAUUGUGGCUGCACCAUUCAUUCUAGCAGGCCUAUAUAUACUCUUUAGCCAUGUUUUGCGAUCUUUGGUCAGUAAGUUGAGUGGCACAGUUCUUCGGUAUCCCCCCCAAGAUCCCAUUAAUUCAAACCCCAUGCUGAACUAAAGCUCACGGUGAGAGAUGUCUGAUCAACAAGGGUUAGGGAAAGUUUGUGGCAUAGGCAAAGCUAAUAAAUCUCAUCUUGUUACCUUUAAUUUGCUUGUAAACAGAACUCUGGAGAGUCUUAUUUAUGCAUGUAUAUAUGUGCCAAUAUUUGAUGCAUAUUUUGCUAAUAUUUUGGUACGGAGUACCUCUGUAGUCUGUACCCAUAAAAAUAUUCAUGUCUAUCCAAUGUAUAACUUUUGAGUUUAAUAACCAAAC
Messenger RNA from Cuscuta europaea, 4043 nucleotides. The record is from the annotation of a GenBank genome assembly. Lineage: Eukaryota; Viridiplantae; Streptophyta; Magnoliopsida; Solanales; Convolvulaceae.